AUGAAAAUAUAUGUAGAAAUCGAACAUGAUGAAGAAUAUCACACAAUUGAUACUAUUCAUAAAAUUUGUGUACCUAGUCAAAAUCGUUUGCAAUCAAAUUCUAUUGUAGCCAUGAAUAGUUCAUCUUCAUCUAAAAUAGUUGAUAUGCCAAAUAAUUCUGAAUAUCAAUCAUUACGAUUAACAAUAGUCGAAAAUCAUGUUUUACUUGUUCCACAACAAGCAACUUAUGAAGAAAAUCUCGAACUAAUACCACCAUUAAUUCAUGUAAAAGAUACAACUAAUUUUACAUUCAAUCAAAUAAACAUUGCUCCAUUAAAAUCUAAAAGAUCAUUACCAGUAGUAUCAAUAUCUGAUACAAAUAAUAAAUCUUUUGAUGUCAAUACAAUUGAUCAUCAGAGUCAAAAAUCUGAAAUGAAACUAUCAUCUUAUUCUACAACUAUUCUUUUUCCUGUUCAAGAAGAACCAGAAGAAAUUCAGAUAUCCGAAGAUAUACUAUUUACUAAUAUAACAAAUAAAAUUAAUGAAUUAAUAACUUUUGAUAAUAAUGAAAAAUUAAAAUCUCUUCAUGAAAUGCCUUUAAAUUUGUCGAUUACUGUUCCAUCAGAUCAAGGGGGAAAAAGCGGAUUGUGGUAUCCCGGUAUCCUCCGUAUCCUCUGUAUCCCCGUCGUAUCCUCCGUAUCCCCAUUGUAUCC
Molecule: messenger RNA, 692 nt
Organism: Rotaria sp. Silwood1
Lineage: Eukaryota; Metazoa; Rotifera; Eurotatoria; Philodinida; Philodinidae
Source: the annotation of a GenBank genome assembly